This is a messenger RNA of Agrilus planipennis (emerald ash borer), 1215 nucleotides long. RefSeq names its product translation initiation factor IF-3, mitochondrial (gene mIF3). Gene Ontology annotation, molecular function: ribosome binding; translation initiation factor activity. The record is from RefSeq and is a predicted model, not a curated record. Gene Ontology annotation, cellular component: mitochondrion. NCBI's taxonomy places the organism in Eukaryota, Metazoa, Arthropoda, Insecta, Coleoptera, Buprestidae. Gene Ontology annotation, biological process: mitochondrial translational initiation; ribosome disassembly. The transcript is spliced from 2 exons. Bases 128 to 799 code for a protein of 223 amino acids.
AGUAGCAGUAGAUAAAAUUAUUUGAAUAUUUACACGGGUACUUUCGAAUUAUUUUGUUGGUGCUCCAUUUUUCCCUGUUUAAUUGUGGUUGGAAUCGCGUUAACCUUAAAACUAUAUUAACGUUGUUAUGAUUAUGACUUCUUUAGUGUUGAAAAAUAUAAGAAGUGCUUUUCUAAAUAGAAGUGCUUGCAUCAUUUUAAAUAACUCUAUUCAUUCGAAGUGUUUUUUAUCAAAACCAAUUAAUCAAACAUCAUUAGACGACGAAGAAAGCAAAAAGCCGAAGAAGAAGACCAUUCCUAUUCCUAAAAUAACUUUACUAAACGCAGAUAAUGAUAGUGUGACUGUUACUACAUUAGAAGAAGCACAAAAUAUUUCAAAAAGAAGGGAUUUAAAGCUAGUAAAAAUUGUCGAUUUAGACACGAAAACACAAAGGCCUAUUUACAAGCUUAUGACAGCUGCACAAUUACACAUUGAAGAUUUAAAACACAAAGAAGAAAAAAAGAAACAAUCAUCAGAUUUUACAAAGGGGGAGAAAAUAUUGUUUAUUGGUAGUGGAAUAAGUGAUCACGAUUUGGGUAUUCAUUCUAAAAAAAUAUUGAAGUGGAUCAGUAAGAAACUUGAAGUACGGAUUGUUAUUAGUGGAAGUGAUAAUGAUAUGAGUAAGGCUGAAAAGAUUUAUAAAGAUUUAGAAGCUAAAAUAGGAAGUAGUGCAAGACUUGUGCAAAAAAGGACAAAAAAUGGUGAAAUCAAGUUUCAAGUAAUACCUCCAAAGGAUAAAAAUACCACUGUUACUAAAUGACUAAUGAAUUCUAAGAGGCCAUUAGCAAUUAUAUUAGUAGGGCUUUCCUUAAAGUAUCUUUUUUGGUACAAUUAUGUUUCAAAAAAGAGACAAAUCAAAGGAAAAGUGUCCAGGUCAGAAUGAAAAAUAAAUGCCACUUUGUUGAAAUCAUCUGUAAUUAUUAAGAAUUAUAUUACCUCAUUAGCAAUGUACCUAAUGUACACAUAUGUGUAUAGCAAGUAUAGAUAAAAAAAUGUAUGAUACAGCAGAGCCAGAAUUGUUUAAUUUAAUUUUAAAUUUUUGGAUUCUUGAAAUUAAGAUAUACUUAUAUCUAUUUAUUUAAAUAAUAUGUUUAAUCGUAAGUAUUUUGUAUUGUAGUCAAUUUUUACUGUUUUAUGUUUUCUGAUCUGUAUAUGCCACACCUUUUCACAUAUAUU